CCCUUCAAAAUUUGGGAUAUUUUGUCAGCAAUGUGCCUUCGCUACGAACAUCAUGGAUUUGUCCAUCCAGAAAAAUUACUUGUCCAACUUUUUUCCACAGUAUGUACAAUUAAUAUCGGACAUACAGGGUGGUUCACAGCCCCACCUUUUUUUUCCGUAUCCUGUACCGCAUGCUGGCGGGCUUGCCAACCGCGUCGCUCACCGCGGUGCCUUAUGGCCCCGGCCCCGUGGCCCUUUCAUUGCUUAUGGCGAACGCUUUUACAUGUGCGAGCCAAACAACCGCCUGCUGCCCUGUAGAUGGAAUAUACGCGCUUCUCACUUCAACCCAUAUAAACCACAAGAGUUACAACGCUUGACAGGCAAUGUGACGACUGAUGUAACGGUUAAUGACGACUGCUGGUCGAGAUCAGCUGUGGAUGUUCGAUCGAACAAUCAAUGGAAGGAAAACGCCUUUGUCUUUCAUUUUAAAAACGGUGCAUGUCGGGUUUUGAAAGAAAAUAUUCCUGAUUUUUACAAGCAAGUUAUGAAGGGAAAAGAUGAAGGUGGGUGCUCAAUGCCACCAGUUGCGGGUGAAGUAAGUACGGAUGACUGAGCCAAGGCACUUCGUAUACUAUUCUGCUGUCGUUUAAUUAUGUCUGUACAUCUGAUACUACAAUGGCGACGAGACCGACGUGACCAUUGACCAACAGUCGCCUGGUGAAGUGCCUCUACCAGGUGCCUGCUUUCGAUGACUUCCACCGCCCGAGCGACUUCUGCCGCUUCGAGGGCAUCGGGUGCAACCAAGGAGGAGCACCCAGUCCAUCUGCAGAGGGGUGUGGACCACGGACGACCACGGAGUAACAGAGAUGGAGCCUCGGCUGCCGUAUUUCAGCGAAUGAAAGCGGGGCCCGGAUCACGUCCGGAGUUGUCAAAAGUCGCCACUAGGUAGGCGCUAGUGCCGCUAUGGCUUCGUUUGCUGAAGUGCCAUAGCGACGAAAGCGCAAAGUGGCAAGAGUUACAAGCUACUAACCCCGGACAUGUUUGGGAGCCAUUCCGUUCAGCGUAGCUGAGGCUCCAUCUAUGAUACUCCGUGGUGGACUACGGCACCGUAUCCAGCCUCCAGGCUUGCCCUGUUAUGGCACUCGCCGCAGACCUAUAAGUCUUCUCAUCCGGAAAAUCCAGCAUGAUUUGAAUUGAAUGAGCCUUUUGAAGGUUGGUAAUAAAGUGAUCAAAUUUAGAA
Molecule: messenger RNA, 1219 nt
Organism: Frankliniella occidentalis (western flower thrips)
Lineage: Eukaryota; Metazoa; Arthropoda; Insecta; Thysanoptera; Thripidae
Exons: 4
Coding region: 53-592 (179 amino acids)
Source: RefSeq, a predicted model, not a curated record